Physella acuta is the source of this 2147-nucleotide messenger RNA. RefSeq names its product translation factor Guf1, mitochondrial. Gene Ontology annotation, biological process: positive regulation of translation. Gene Ontology annotation, cellular component: mitochondrion. Gene Ontology annotation, molecular function: mitochondrial ribosome binding; GTPase activity; GTP binding. The record is from RefSeq and is a predicted model, not a curated record. NCBI's taxonomy places the organism in Eukaryota, Metazoa, Mollusca, Gastropoda, Physidae.
AUAAAAAGUAUAACCAAAGAUGGCACCUCACAUAGGGCAUUUAUUAAACCUAAAUAAACCUAAAUAAUUUAAUACUAUAGCAUGGCAGGUUUAUACUUUUGGCAGAGACUUUUUUUACUCAAGUGGCAAAGAAAAAUUAAAAACUUAUCAAAGUUAUCUCUUCCAUUUGUUAACAAGCAAUUCAACGUUGCUGGUAAAUGUAGGUUAUCUACAACAGCAUGUUCAAUGCAGCAUCAAGAGCUCCCAUUUCAUUUAAAUGAUUUCCCGGUAGAACGUAUUAGAAAUUUUAGUAUAAUUGCCCAUGUGGAUCAUGGAAAGAGCACUCUUGCAGACAGACUGCUAGAAAUAACUGGAACUAUCCCAAAGGGAAAUAAUAACCAAGUUCUUGACAGGCUACCAGUGGAAAGAGAAAGAGGAAUAACAGUUAAAGCCCAGACAGCUAGUUUAAUCUACAAGUACCAAGGACAAGAUUACCUGCUCAACCUUAUUGACACACCCGGCCAUGUUGACUUUCACUAUGAAGUAUCGCGAUCACUUGCAGCCUGUCAGGGAGUUAUUCUUCUGGUAGAUGCUAACCAGGGUGUCCAGGCUCAAACUGUUGCCAACUUUUACCUAGCAUUUGAGGCAGAAAUGGCAAUUAUACCAGUAAUUAACAAAAUUGACUUGAAGAAUGCUAUGCCAGAAUUGGUUGCUGAUCAGAUUAACAAUAUAUUUGAUAUUGACAAAAGCGCUAUUUUAAAGAUCUCCGCUAAGGUUGGAAGUGGUGUGGAAGAUGUUCUAAAAGCUGUUAUUGAAAGAAUUCCAUGUCCAGUAUACAGUAGAGAGAGACCACUACGAGCAUUUGUAUUUGAUUCUUGGUAUGACCAUUUCAAGGGGGUUGUGGCUCACAUUGCAAUUUGUGAUGGUGUUGUUAAAACAGGUCAAAGGAUUACCUGUGCCAGUUCUAAAAAAACUUAUGAACUGACUGAAGUGGGAAUCAUGUAUCCAACACAGGUCCCUUCAGGCUAUCUCUAUGCAGGUCAAGUUGGUUAUGCAAUGAUGAACAUGAGGAACACUGGUGAGGCUAAGAUUGGAGACACAUUUUACCAUGAGAAUAUACCUGUUGACCCAAUGCCUGGUUUUAAAAAUGCCACACCUAUGGUUUUUGCUGGUAUAUUUCCUACAGAGCAAUCAGAGUUUCCCCUACUUAGAAGUGCCAUUGAAAAAUUAACACUAAAUGAUCGCAGUGUGCAAAUCAAAAUGGAUAACAGCCCUGCUCUAGGUCAAGGCUAUAGAUUAGGGUUUCUAGGUCUGCUUCACAUGGACGUCUUCAACCAGAGAUUGGAGCAAGAGUUUAAUGCUUCUGUCAUAGUCACUACACCUAAUGUAGCUUAUAAAGUGAAAAUAAUUGGUGAGAAAAACAUUAAAUUUUAUGGAGGAAAUGAACUAACAAUUCUUAAUCCUUGUUUGAUGCCAGAUAUAGCAAUAAUUACAGAAUAUCAGGAGCCCAUGAUUGAUGGCACCAUCAUAACACCUGCAGAACACAUCAAUGCGAUCACACAGCUUUGCUUGGAUUAUCGUGGAAGAAUAAAGGAUCAGAUAUACAUUGAUGAUACUCGUAUUAUGGUGCAGUCCAAAUUCCCCUUGGCUGAAGUUCUUGUUGAUUUUUUUGAUGAGCUAAAAUCUCUAACAUCAGGUUAUGCAAGUUUUGAUUAUGAAGAUGCAGGCUAUGAAGUUUCAGAUCUAGUCAAAAUUGAUUACACUCUGAACGGACGUGAAGUGGAAGAACUCACAAUGAUAUGUCAUGUUUCACGUGCUAGAAAAAUAGCAGUCAGAAUAUGUGAAAAGUUAAAGACAGCUAUUCCCCGGCAACAGUUUGUAAUUACAAUUCAAGCCAAAGUGAAUCAAAAAGUCAUAGCAAGAGAGGAUAUUAAAGCUUUCAGGAAGGACGUUACAGCUAAAUGUUAUGGUGGUGAUAUAACAAGAAAAAUGAAGCUUCUAAAAAACCAAGCUGAAGGCAAGAAAUAUCUCAGGAAAAUUGGUGUAGUGGAAGUCCCAACCGAUGCUUUUAUACAAAUACUUAAAAAAUAAUGACUUUCAGCUGAAACAAUAUUAUUAUUAUUUAAAUUAUUUUUACUUGAAAGCAAAGUUAAUAAAUGCUAAUUCAU